GUUUGAGAGGUUGUAGUGUAAAUGCGACAUACAAAACAUCUUGCAUAGUCGUGGUCUGGCUCAGUUAGAUGACGUGUAGCUACAAGCUGCCAGCUUUGCCAGCUGUCAGCAGCGGACAGUUUUACAACCCAAGCAUGCUGAUUAGAAUUUCAGGUGCAAGUUUCAACAAUUCAUCCAAAGUACAUCCAGAAUUUUGAAGAUCAUAGAACAGUCUAAGGAUGAUACCAUCUAAACCGCUUCCCUACGUCGAUUGCUGGGCUACCUCAGAAGAGUACGUCGACAAUCUUCUGCAGUUUGUGACUACAUCGGAUACAUUUCAAAUUCUAUGCGGUGGCGUACACGUCCUAGACUUUUUUACUAGUGAACCCGGACUUUUCAGUUCAGUCAUACCUGAUGAGUGGCAGCCAUGGCUCCUACAGUGCGAUCCUAUGAGGCUUUUAGACAUUCUUCUGAGGGAAGAUGUUGACUCACUUCUAGAGCCCCGACUACCUGAGAGUCUGUUAAGAUACAUCAAGGAUAUCAGGAAAUUCUCCUUGGCACGACAGCUCUCUAUAAGUGAAGAAAAGCUUCCUAAAUUGACAUGGAAGAUGUCGGUUGGGAUGAAGCCAAAGAAAGUACACGAAGUGAGAAAUUUUGCGGGCUAUGUGGAUCAACUCGCCAAAGAUAUAGAGUCCGAGUUUGACAAUAGGAUUACGCACUUCGUCGAUUUUGGCAGUGGUCAAAACUAUCUCGGCAGAGCUCUGGCGAGUGCUCCAUAUAACAAGCAAAUUGUCGCUGUCGAGGGGAGAGAGCACAACAUAACCGGUGCCAAAAUGCUCGACUCGAUCGCAGGCGUCGCGGAGAAGCCCAAGAUAAUUAGAAACAAGAAGCUCUGGUUACAACAGCUCGAUAGUAUAACCCCAGAGGACCAACGGGGUGAGCGCGCAUUGAAAAGGGCCGCCAAAGUUAUCAAAAUCCCCGAAGGUUACGCGGCUGAUUUGAGACCCCGGAGCGAAUUCGAGACUGUCUACACUCCAGAAGAAGGCAAGGGAUUUAUACGUUACAUAGAAGGACGGUUAGAAUCUGGAGAUCUUAAAGAUGUUAUUGAUAAAUUAGAAGCCACCCACUUGGAGUCAGACAAAACCCAAGCGGAUCUUAGGCUGAUGGCGAUCUCGAUUCACUCAUGUGGAAAUCUUUCUCAUCAUGGGAUCCGCUCGCUAAUUCUCAACCCGUCUGUUCAAGCUAUCGCUAUUGUGGGCUGUUGUUACAACUUGUUGACUGAGAAACUAGGGCCGCCAACUUACAAGCAUCCCUACAUGCGACCCAGUCUUCAAGCGUUGAAUGGCCGGGUGAUUAGGGAAUCAAACGCACACGAUCCUCACGGGUUUCCUCUGAGCGAUCGCCUGUGUACCUAUCGAGGCGAUGGCAUCCGUCUGAACAUUACUGCUCGAAUGAUGGCGUGUCAGGCUCCAGCGAAUUGGACAGAAGCUGAGAGCGAUGGCUUCUUCACUCGGCAUUUCUUUCGUGCAGUUUUGCAGAAGAUUUUUCUUGAUCGUGGCAUCAUUUCGAAAGUAUAUCACGAUGGCACACGAGUGAGUGACGAUUCAUCUCAGAGUCCAUUCAACAUGAGCACCAAUCCCGUCGUACUCGGGUCACUCAGUAAAUCCUGUUACAAGUCGCUACACGCUUACGUUCGGGGUGCAGUCACUAAGCUGACUACCGUUUCCGACCACCGCGAGCAGUGGGACAUCGUAAAGGAAAAGAUGAGUGACAUCACCGACGAAGAGAUUGCCAGGUAUGAGCGCCAAUACGGACCCCGCAAGAGAGAACUCAGCGCUGUCUGGACGUUGAUGGCGUUUAGCGCGGCGGUUGUCGAGUCUUUGAUCGUUACGGAUAGGUGGCUUUUCCUAAAGCAGCACUCCGACCUGGUACAGGAUGCCUGGGCUGAAACCGUUUUUGACUACCGCCAGAGUCCGAGGAACCUGGUUGUUGUUGGUGUCAAGAAACCGCAGCCCUGAGACGGCCGGGAGAAUCCUACUUUCUCGGCCGAAGACAUGUCGUCAGCGGCCCAUAAUGGAAGCAUUAGCUGAUGUUACGCGGCCUAUCCUGGCUCGAAGCUAGGCAACUUUCAAAACGGCAUGAAAUUCCUAUCAUUGACCGAUCAUUGCUAUCAGGGCUUUUUAGAGCCG
Molecule: messenger RNA, 2168 nt
Organism: Xylaria bambusicola
Lineage: Eukaryota; Fungi; Ascomycota; Sordariomycetes; Xylariales; Xylariaceae
Product: methyltransferase domain-containing protein
Exons: 1
Coding region: 219-1997 (592 amino acids)
Source: RefSeq, a predicted model, not a curated record